Molecule: messenger RNA, 664 nt
Organism: Brassica oleracea var. oleracea
Lineage: Eukaryota; Viridiplantae; Streptophyta; Magnoliopsida; Brassicales; Brassicaceae
Exons: 1
Coding region: 111-395 (94 amino acids)
Source: RefSeq, a predicted model, not a curated record
AUAAAUAAAUACCAACUUAGCAUCAACAUCGCAAACACAAACACAAACACCAAUCCACACACACACACCCAAAGAUUUUCUUGAUAUAUUAAUAAUUCAAGAAUCAAGAAAUGGAGGAAUCAGGACGUAAAGGUGAUCCGUUUCCAGGUUUUGAGAUGAGUUUUCACAAAGACGACUCCAUUUUCCGGCGAUCUCAAAGCUGCCGGCGGCUUCAGAGAAGAGCUCCAUGUCCUCUCUCAUUACCACCAAGACCUCCUCCUUCUGCAGAACCUCCUUCUGCGACCGGUGUCUCCACUUCUGCGUUGUGUCAGAACGGCACAGAUCCAAUCCCUCUACUGUCCCCUCUCGUCCUUCCUUCAAUGCUUCAACCUAAUCCCUCCACCACCUCUCAUUGACUCUCUUCUCUUCCGGUCUCUUCUUAUAUUUUUCAUGUACUGAGAAUGUUCUCAUUGAUAUUAUAUUUAUCCUUUUGAUCAUUUUGGUUUUUAUCUGAAUUUUUUUCAUCAUCUAGCUUCAAAUAUGUCAUUGUCUCUUUUCAGAUGAUGAUGAUCGUCCUCUCUUCUUUCUUGGUACUUGAUGAUUUUGUUAACAUUAUUGAUUAAUAUUUGUACAUACAGUGAGCAUCUAAUUAUCUUUUCCAAUGAUACAAUAUCCCACCAAGUGU